UUUAGAAGUUUAGUUGAAGGCUGCCGACUCUGCAAAUCUGAGUUGAAGCAGGACAAAGAGCAGACAUGUGGUGGGUGUUGUGGCUUCUCGCCGCAGUUCUCGCUCUCUUCUGCAUCGUGGAUGUGUGGUACUUCGUGCGGGCCGCCGUGGUGAUCCUGCGGGCCUGGUUUCAGCCUCCAGUCUGGGACGUCACGGCAGAGCAGGUCCUGACGGGUCGGGUCACCCCACACGACAUCGACAUGUGCCACAUGAAUAACGCUCGAUACCUGCGCGAGUGCGACUUCGCCCGCUUCUCCCUCUACACGCGGAACGGCGUGUUCAAGGCGACGCGGGCCCUCGGGGCCAACAUGGUCGUCGGCGCCACCACCAUUCGUUACCGCAGGGCUCUGUGUAUAGGAGAAGGCUACGAGCUGCGCAGUCGGAUCGUAACGUGGGACGACAAGGCCUUUUUCCUGGAGCAGAGAUUUGUGUCGACGAAAGACGGGCUGGUGUGCGCCGUCAUGUACUGUAAGCAGAGUGUGAUACGCAACAGCCCGGACAAGAUCUUGCAGCACCUGUGCAAAAGGAAGGUGGAAAGACCCGAGUUUCCAGAGGACCUGCAGCACUGGGUCAACUUCAUCUCUGCCAGCAGCCAGGCCCUCAGAGCUGAGAGUGGUCUGGAGGAGAAGAACAAAUAAAGAAUCAAAUGGACAGCUGUUAGUGCUAACCUUUUUAUAACCCUGACAGUUCACCCAUCCAAGAGUCAUAUGUGGAGCGAGACAUCUCUGCUCCGUUAAAUGACUGUUGCACAUCUGUGCCUACAUUUUGCACUGAGGGAAAUAAGCUUCAAUUAUUUACAGAGGAAUCACUGAAAUAACUCUGUUUAGUUCUUUGAGAGUUGAAAGUGUUUAUAAAUGAUCUUUAAUGGAAAAGUCAUUUGACUACAUAAUUUGUAUCAUCUUUUAACAAUAAAAUAAUGAGUUUAGUUUGAAGGUUUUACAAAUACAAUAAAAAUCCAUGCUUUCCUAA
Molecule: messenger RNA, 1008 nt
Organism: Austrofundulus limnaeus
Lineage: Eukaryota; Metazoa; Chordata; Actinopteri; Cyprinodontiformes; Rivulidae
Product: protein THEM6
Exons: 3
Coding region: 66-677 (203 amino acids)
Source: RefSeq, a predicted model, not a curated record